GUAAUUCGACUUUGCGUUUACAUCACACUAAUGCAAUAACUCACCAACAUUUGUAUACAAAAAAGCAGUAUUUUUCUUAUUUUUAUUUUUACACACUUAGGAAUUUUUGUAUUAUUGAUAUUCAUUCGAAUGUGUGAAAGCAAUAAUUAUGAGUGUAAAAUUUCAUAUAAUGUUAUAUUGUACAUAUGUAUGUGUAUAUGUACAUAUGUAUAGUAAACUUCCGUAACGUACAAUAUUUUUGCAUUUGAGUGUAGAGCAUAAGUUAUUAGAAAGAAAGAGACUAUUGAAUAUCUUUAGUCCAGAUACAAAUUUCGUUCGGGGAUGUUUUUAACUCAGCGUAUAAAACAAAGGUGCCUUUAAAAAAAUAAUACCAAAGUUUAUUUAAAAAGAACUUAAUAAAUUUGAAAUGCCACGAAGGUGUUGUGUUGAAGGAUGCAGAAGCUAUACAUUACCAUAUUCUAUGCCUACAUUUAUUUUUCCGAAAAACGAAGUCAUCAGGGAUAAAUGGAUACAAGCAUUAGGAAGAAAGAAUUGGACACCAAGCAAGUAUUCAGCGAUAUGCCUUCAACAUUUUCGACCGGAAGACGUUCAAGAUAAAUUAAUGAUACAAAAUGAAAAAACUGGGUAUGAUUUGGUGAGAUCAAAAUUGUUUAACGGCGCAAUACCUUCCAUUUUCCCGGGACGUCCGCAUCCAAAAGAAAUGGCUUUGAAAAAAAAAACGGAACAACAAAGGAAUGAAGAAAAAAAAAUGGAAAACGAAGAAGUUUUUUGCUUGGCUUGUAAUUUUGUGAAUGAGACGGAAAAGCCCAAACGAAAAUUUCAAAUUUUGCCACAAUGUAAGGAGAGGAGAGUAACCUGGUUGAGAAAGUUAAAUAGAUGUGAUUUAAUUGGCAAAAAUAUUUCGAGUGGCUAUCGUGUAUGUGAAAUACAUUUUCCGAAGAAUUCGCUCAGGAAAACAGGGAAGAAGUUAAUAGAUGUAGUUCCUAUCGAAGUUUUAAACACAAAAUGUAGUGCACAACAAAAUGUAUUUGAUUCAAAGAUUCUACAAGAAGUAAAAAAAGAGCCAGAAUCCUUUCAAACAGCAAAUAGUUGUAGCACACAAAUCUCGAAAAUUCAAGCUGAAAACACUAAUGAAAUUCUGAAAAAGAACGAGUAUUCAUUUGACAUUGAGGAAGGUUCAAAAAAGAUUGAAAUAGAUCCAUUGAUUCCAAUCAAAGAAGAAAUUGAAGCAACCCCCUAUAGAAUAGAAGAAAAUUUAAAUUUACCAACAACUUUUCCAGUGGGUGAUUUGAAGGCUUGUGAACCAACACAAGAUUUAGCAAUAAAAAUCGAAAUAGAAAGUUUAGAUGAUCCUUUUCAAACAAAUGAGUGUCUAGUAAACGUUAAUAAUCCCUUAGUAGCAAUUGAAAUAGAUCCCCUAAUCUCAGUCAAAGACGAAAUAGAAGAAAAACCAAAUUUACCAGAAGGAGAAAAAGUGGAAACUUUUGGCAAGCACAAUGAGGGUUCUCAAAAAGUAUAUUCGCCACAACAAAAUAAGGGAGAAAAAUCCACAGCAAAUACAAUACAGCAAAAUAUAACAGGUUCUAGUAACGGAGGGAAACGAAAAAGAAGACGAUCACAUGAAGAAGAAAAAAAUGUUGAUUGCGAAAAUUGUAAAAAACUUAAAAAAGAAAAUGAUUUUUAUAAGGAAGAGUAUGUUUCUAAGAAAGAGAAAUGUUCUCAAAUAUUAGAAAGAGUGAAAAUAUGUGCAGAUGCAAUAGAAUCGAUUGUUCAAAACAAUAAAAUUCUAAAUGAUUCAAGUACUAGAAAACUUAAAUUAGUUGAAAGAGUGCGAGAAUAUAACAUUAACUUGUUAAAACAAAUUGAAACAUUAAAAACCGAAAUACACAUUUUUAAUUGUAAACAUUGUUCAUUAAUAGUAUCAACAAUUGACAAUUGAUUUUUUUUUAUUUGGUAACAUAGUUAUAGAAUUAUAAUAAAAUAAUGUUAUAUAAAUAAAGAAAAUUAAAAUAAAUGUUAAAU
Messenger RNA from Condylostylus longicornis, 2022 nucleotides. RefSeq lists its product as uncharacterized. The record is from RefSeq and is a predicted model, not a curated record. Lineage: Eukaryota; Metazoa; Arthropoda; Insecta; Diptera; Dolichopodidae. The transcript has 12 exons. The coding region runs from base 407 to 1939 and encodes 510 amino acids.